UUGUCCUAUCUGCAAGUUGACAACCAAUACAAAAAGAAAGUAGGAGCAAUAACUUCUGUCUUGAAGAUGGACGUAUUCAGCGUUGUGUUCUUUGAUCUUGUGAAAUGGCGGAAGUAGUAGUCAUGCAGCGACCAGAUCUCUUCACAAACUUAUCGAAUAUAACAGGCAAUGAUAACAGAGGAGCUAUUUGUCAGCAGUCUCCUGUGAGCAUUCCUGGUGAAGAGCCAAUGGAAAUAGAGGACUACCCUGUGGUAGCCCUCUGUCAGUCUGGUCCUAUGGGUGCAGUUUUCGGUACCCAGGUCACAAACAAUGCCGCACCAAAAGAGGAGGAAAACUGUUCAAUAUGUUUGGACAAUUUCACAGAUAAGACUGCUUUACCUAAAUGUUCACAUGAGUUUUGUAAGGAGUGUAUAGAACAACAGUUUAAAUAUAAACCAGCAUGUCCAAUAUGUGGAACUGUGUAUGGUAAGAUCCAAGGGACGCAGCCUCCAGGACACAUGAACAUUACACGCUUAUCCACUGGUAACUUACCAGGAUACGAACAGUAUGGCAUCAUAUCAGUGUCUUAUUCAUUUCCAAAUGGAGUCCAAGGGCCUGAACACCCCCACCCAGGGAUAAGGUUCUCCGGAACAAGUCGAACAGGUUAUUUCCCAGACUGUCCUGAAGGGGUUAAGGUUGUCCGAUUACUCAAGAUGGCAUUUGACCGCCGUCUUGUCUUCACUGUAGGAAGGUCCAGGACGACAGGAGCUGACAAUGUUGUAACUUGGAAUGAUAUCCAUCACAAAACAUCGUUUACUGGUGGAGCUCAGAAUUUUGGAUACCCAGAUCCUACUUACCUCGCAAGAGUUACAGAGGAGCUUGCAGCAAAGGGUGUAAUAGAGGAGGACCUGGAUCAUACUACACUGAACAUCAUACACUGACUUAAGAAGACAUAUGUUAAUUUGUAAGUGAUAGAUGAGCCAAAUUGAUUUUAUAUGAGAAAGACAUUGGAAAAGUUGAUUGCCUUAGCAGUUUAAUGGAGUGAGAGUUGCUGAAAUAUUGCUUGUUACUCACCAGGAAAGGUCCAAGUACAUAUAUGUAUAUAGUUACUGUGAUAAUAUUAUGCCAUACAUCCUGUUAUACACAGAAUCUUCACAUAGUGACAGUCACAUGUGAUUAUGUCUGUAUUAGACAAUGUAAUGUUCCUCAGCUAAUAGAAAUAUUUAUAUGAAAGUUAUCAUAUUUUUUAUAAGUAAGGAGACACACAACAUGUUAGGUGCAUGUACAGUUGUAGGUAAUUUUAUACCAACUGAAUUGUAAUAAUGUGUCAGUUUAUGAUGUUUUUUCAUCACAAUUUGUAUUAACUUAUCAAAUUGACAAUAAACAUGAUCUGUAUAGUGACUAAAGACAACACACAGCUGGGUGUGACUGUGUGCUGUGACCAAUCACAGACAACACACAGCUGGGUGUGACUGUCUGCUGUAACCAAUCACAGACAACACACAGCUGGGUGUGACUGUGUGCUGUGACCAAUCACAGACAACACACAGCUGGGUGUGACUGUGUGCUGUGACCAAUCACAGACAACACACAGCUGGGUGUGACUAUGUGCUGUGACCAAUCACAGACAACACACAGCUGGGUGUGACUGUGUGCUGUGACCAAUCACAGACAAUACACAGCUUGUUGUGACUGUGUGCUGUGACCAAUCACAGACAAUACACAGCUUGUUGUGACUGUGUGCUGUAACCAAUCACAGACAACACACAGCUGGGUGUGACUGUCUGCUGUUACCAAUCACAGACAAUACACAGCUUGUUGUGACUGUGUGCUGUGACCAAUCACAGACAACACACAGCUGGGUGUGACUGUCUGCUGUUACCAAUUACAGACAACACACAGCUGGGUGUAACUGUUUGCUGUAACCAAUUACAGACAACACACAGCUGGGUGUGACUGUCUGCUGUAACUAAUCAAAGACAACACACAGCUGGGUGUGACUGUCUGCUGUUACCAAUCACAGACAACAAACAGCUGGGUGUGACUGUCUGUUGUAACCAAUCACAGACAACAAACAGCUGGGUGUGACUGUCUGCUGUAACCUAUUACAGACAACAAACAGAUGGUUGUGACUGUCUGCUGUUACUCAUUGCAGACAACACACUGCUGGGAAUGACUGUUUGCUGUUACUGAUCAUGGAAAACACAAAACUGUGUGUGACUCUCUGCUGUUACCCAUUACAGACAACACACAGCUAUGUGUGACAGUCAGCUGUUUUCAAAUCACAGACAACACACAGCUGGGUGUGACGGUCUGCUGUAACCAAUUACAGACAACACACAGCUGGGUGUGACUGUCUGCUGGUACGCCAAUCACAGACAACACACAGCUGGGUGUGACUGUCUGCUGGUACACCAAUCACAGACAACACACAGCUGGGUGUGACUGUGUGCUGUUACCAAUCACAAACAACACCUAGGUGGGUGUGACUGUGUGCUGUUACCAAUCACAAACAACACCUAGGUGGGUGUGACUGUGCUGUUACAAAUUGCAGACAACACAUAUCUAGGUGUGACUGUGUGCUGUUUUCAAAUCACAGACAACACACAGCUGGGUGUGGCUGUCUGCUGGUACACCAAUCAAAGACAACACACAGCUGGAUGUGAAUUUGUGCUGUAACCAAUCACAGACAACACACAGGUGGGUGUGACUUUGUGCUGUAACCAAUCACAGACAACACACAGCUUGGUGUGACUGUCUGCAGUAACCAAUCACAGACAACACACAGCUGGGUGUGACUGUCUGCAGUAACCAAUCACAGACAACACACAGCUGGGUGUGACUGUCUGCUGUUACUAAUCACAGACAACACAAAGCUCGGUGUGACUGUCUGCUGGUACACCAAUCACAGACAACACCCAGGUGGGUGUGACUGUCUGCUGGUACACCAAUCACAGACAACACACAGGUGGUGUGACUGUCUGCUGUUUCCAAUCACAGACAACACACAACUGGAAAUGACUGUUUGCUGUUACAGAUCAUGGAAAACACAAAGCUGUGUGUGACUGCCUGCUGUUACCGAUUGCAGACAACACACAGCUGGAAAUGACUGUCUGCUGUUACUUAUCAUGGACAACCCACAGCUUGAUGUGACUAUCUGUUGUUACCUAUUACAGACAGGGCACAGGAUGGUGUGAAUGUCUGCUGUUAUCAAUUCUGUGCUGAUUAAACUUUAUUUUUUGUCA
Ylistrum balloti is the source of this 3224-nucleotide messenger RNA. RefSeq names its product probable E3 ubiquitin-protein ligase DTX3. Bases 105 to 920 code for a protein of 271 amino acids. The record is from RefSeq and is a predicted model, not a curated record. Gene Ontology annotation, biological process: protein ubiquitination; Notch signaling pathway. The transcript is spliced from 4 exons. Lineage: Eukaryota; Metazoa; Mollusca; Bivalvia; Pectinida; Pectinidae.